Molecule: messenger RNA, 1857 nt
Organism: Panicum hallii
Lineage: Eukaryota; Viridiplantae; Streptophyta; Magnoliopsida; Poales; Poaceae
Product: probable ADP-ribosylation factor GTPase-activating protein AGD9
Exons: 7
Coding region: 334-1566 (410 amino acids)
Biological process (GO): COPI coating of Golgi vesicle
Molecular function (GO): GTPase activator activity
Source: RefSeq, a predicted model, not a curated record
GCAAACGCAAAACGAGGGAGGCCGGGAACCCAAGCCGGCUGGGCUGGGAAUAGGAGGAGGAAGCUUCCUCUCCACCCUAGCAGUUGCCCUGUCGGCCGUCGCGGCGCGGUCGUCUCGCUCUCGUCUCCUCUCGGCCAAACAAAGGAAACCCAACCACCCACCACCAGACGCAGACGGAGACGGAGAGGGGGGAUCCGAUCCAGCUCGAGCACCAGCAGCCUCUGCUGCUAUAUACUAGCAGAACCAACUCCUCGGCCCCCAAGAUCUCCGGCGAUCCCAAUUCAAUCGACCCGGAUCCACUCCCCGCGCCGGCAGGGCGGAGAUCAGACAGCCAUGGCGUUCGAUGCCUUCACCGACAAGAACGCCGUCUUCCGCCGCCUCAAGGCCAAGCCAGAGAACAAGAUGUGCUUCGACUGCAACGCCAAGAACCCCACCUGGGCCUCCGUCACAUACGGCAUCUUCCUCUGCCUCGACUGCUCCGCCGUCCACCGCAGCCUCGGAGUACACAUCACCUUCGUCAGGUCGACGAACCUUGACUCAUGGACUCCAGAUCAGCUGAAGAUGAUGGCUUUCGGAGGCAACAACAGGGCCCAUGCUUUCUUCAAACAGCAUGGAUGGAAUGAUGGUGGCAAAGUCGAGGCAAAGUACACAUCAAGAGCUGCUGAGUUGUACAGGCAGAUACUUUCAAAGGAGGUCGCUAAGAGUGCCACUAAUGAUAAUGCCUUACCGUCAUCACCUGUCGCGUCUGAGCCACCGAAGCCAGCCGAUGACUUCCCUGAAUUCAAGCUCUCAGAUGCACCGGCAGAGAAUUUGAAUGGGAAGCAGGAGCCUAAGUCGCCAAAAGCGCCUCCCCGUUCACCAAAAGCACCUACCCAUCCCACCUUCGCCACCUCCGUAAAGAAGCCCAUUGGUGCAAAGAAGGUUGGAGGCAAGACUGGAGGGCUUGGUGUCCGAAAGCUUACUACAAAGCCAAAUGAAAGCCUGUAUGAGCAGAAACCUGAAGAGCCAAAACCUGCUGUGCCUGCCUUGACGACUACUUCAACUACUAAAAGCAGUCCAUCCUUGCACUCACGUUUUGAAUACGUGGAGAAUGAACCAUCAGCUGACUCAAGAACAGGGGGAUCUCAUGUGACUGGCCAUGUAGCACCACCAAAAUCAUCAGACUUUUUUCAAGAGUAUGGGAUGGGCAAUGGAUUCCAAAAGAAAUCAAGCAAUGCCUCAAAAGCUCAGAUUCAGGAAACUGACGAAGCAAGGAAGAAAUUCUCUAAUGCGAAGGCGAUUUCAUCAUCUCAAUUUUUUGGUACUCAGAACAGAGAAGAGAAAGAGGCUCAACUAUCCCUUCAAAAAUUUGCGGGUUCUUCAUCCAUCUCAAGCGCCGAUCUUUUUGGCCAUGGUCGUGAUGUGGACGAUUCUAAUCUGGACUUAAGCGCUGCAGAUCUCAUCAACAGAAUAUCUUUCCAGGCUUCCCAGGAUCUGUCUUCACUCAAGGACAUAGCUGGAGAGACUGGAAAGAAGCUGACAUCUUUGGCCUCCAAUUUCAUCAGCGACCUCGACAGAAUGCUUUGAGCGGGCUAUUGGACUGAGACUUGGAGCAUUUCCUAUCUGCACCAGAAUACUGCCUCAUGUUUUGAUUGUGGUGCGUCAGACAAUUCAAAGCAAGCAACUCUUGCACAGCUGUGUAGAGGAUAGUAGAAGGAUUCGUGUUUUGCGUUUGUAUUUGACCAUAUAUCCGACAUAAAGAUAUUUUCAUUUAUUUAUUUGUUCACAACAGUGAAGCAUACGCUUAUAUACAUUGAGGUUUCUUGUAUCUUGGAAGGAAAAUCCAUAGUGUCCCGUGCCUGCGGUCAAUGAAACUCA